UAUAAUGACAAGUGACAAUACAUAGUUGAAGUGUUGGAAAUCAACUUACUUCAUAAUAAAACUUUUAAUACUUAAUCCAUACAUUAAAACCAAACAAGAUGGUCAAAGCUUGGUACAUGGAUAAUGACCUCAGCGAUCAGCGUUUGGAGCAUCAUCGCAAUCCACCGGAAUUUGUAUCGCUGGAUGAUUUGUACAAAAAAACCGGUGUUGAAUAUUUCAAUAUAAACAUUAAUACAUUUACAACGGAUGGUGUUUUGGAUAAAAUAAAAAAAGACAGGGGAUACACCUAUGAAGAUGAAAUAGUUUGCUCAAAAGAAUGCCUUCCAAAUUAUGAAGAAAAAAUUAAGUCGUUUUUCGAGGAACAUCUCCACACAGACGAAGAGAUAAGGUUGGUCCUGGACGGAUCAGGCUACUUUGAUGUUAGAGAUGGAAGCGACCAUUGGAUUCGUAUAGCUGUUUCAGCUGGAGAUAUGAUAGUUAUCCCUAGUGGCAUUUAUCAUCGAUUCACCCUUGACACUAAUAAUUUCAUCCGAGCCAAACGUUUCUUCAUUGGUGAGCCGGUGUGGUUGCCAUACAAUCGACCAGCAGACGAGAUGCCCUGCAGGAAAGAUUACCUUCACAAACUAGAGAAAGGAUUUGUUGAUGUAUAUUGAAAUUUGAAUGUUAUUUAUACAAAAAAAAUUGUGGACAUCACAUGUUCCAUUUUCAAAUAUUUAUACAUGUUGUGAAUUUUUAAGAUGUAUGUUAUAUAAAAUAUCAUUAGAUAUGUCAUGGUUAA
This is a messenger RNA of Danaus plexippus (monarch butterfly), 778 nucleotides long. It is a transcript of the gene Adi1, whose product is annotated as acireductone dioxygenase. Lineage: Eukaryota; Metazoa; Arthropoda; Insecta; Lepidoptera; Nymphalidae. The transcript is spliced from 4 exons. The record is from RefSeq and is a predicted model, not a curated record. The coding region runs from base 99 to 653 and encodes 184 amino acids. Gene Ontology annotation, molecular function: acireductone dioxygenase [iron(II)-requiring] activity.